AUGCCUAUGUUCCAGCCAACUGGUAGGACAAGAGUUGGGGAUAUGAAGUUUGAUGUGGGUAGUGGUGGCCAAGUUCUAGAUCGGGACACUGCAAUGAAAGAUGGGAUUUUGGGUGGUGUAAAUGGGUUAAUUUGUGGUGGUGGUGUUGGUGUUGUGGUUGAAAAAUUGGAUAUGAAAAAGAUGAUUGAAGAGCUUGAGGCCAUUGAGAUGGGUUAA
This is a messenger RNA of Prunus armeniaca (apricot), 216 nucleotides long. Lineage: Eukaryota; Viridiplantae; Streptophyta; Magnoliopsida; Rosales; Rosaceae. The record is from the annotation of a GenBank genome assembly.